Molecule: messenger RNA, 1107 nt
Organism: Penicillium riverlandense
Lineage: Eukaryota; Fungi; Ascomycota; Eurotiomycetes; Eurotiales; Aspergillaceae
Exons: 2
Coding region: 1-1107 (368 amino acids)
Source: RefSeq, a predicted model, not a curated record
AUGCAAUCUACACAGUUCCCCUUCAGCCCUGUCAAGGAUGGCCGCCGCAUCCUUGGCGAGAAAAACACCAACGCGUGUCUGUCCCCGGCCAACCGGCCAAAGGACUCUUUCUCGGCCACAGGCACCCCAACCAAACGAGUGUCAACUGUAGCCUCGCCCAAGAAGCUUCUGCCUUCUCCCAUAUUCGCGGGUGCAAAACGCACGAGAGACCAGGUGGACGAGACCGAUGUAAACAGCGGACACGUCAAGAGACACUCUCCGGAGCUCUCGCCUACCCCCGAAGAAAACAGCACCCAGUCCAUCCUCAGAAAUGGCCUUGAGGAUCAGUCCGCGCUGAUUCCGGACGCGAUGGACACCGGUGCCUCAACACCACAACACACACAGCUCGAACACGACGAACCAGACCAUCUACAUGCAGAAAACGUCUCUGCCACAGCAGACAACUCCCAACAACCUACCACGCGAGCCAUCCCCAACGACCCCGAGACGCGCAAGAUGUUCAUCCAAGAAGUGAGUCAAGUCUAUAUCGCGACCCAAAAACAAACAACAUACACUAACACAUUUUCCCCAACGAAGAAAGCACAACUCCUCCGCAGCCGACUCCAAAGCGCCAUGCGCAACGUCGCGGACCACCAGUUUGACCGACGCGUCUCCGAACUGGAAGCACACAGCCGCAAGUGUCCGCGGCUCUCACUCUCCGCUCUCGCGACACCGUCCAUGUUCUCCAAGAGGGCGUCUACACCUUCUCAAACCAAGACGCCGCAGAUUGUCUCUGUGGGAACGAGACUUUCUCUGUCGAACACGCCUGAUCUGCCUGCUGCGCAGCCAUCAAGCGCGAUUGCUGUGAGGGAUGCUACACACGAUGUUCGAGCCAAGACUCCGACUCGCGAAAACAACACGCCAUCGCGGGCUCUAGGGUCGCCGAUGCAGCUGAGUAGCCCACCGGCGACGGUUGGGCGUCGUAACAGGAAUGAGGAUGGGAGUGACGAGCCACGGGUCGAGACUCGAGGGGGAAUGUCGCCGUCUGAGAGAGGCGAUGCGGUUGACGGGCUGCUUAAGCUCAUGCACACGGAUCGGCACGACAAUGCAGACGCAUGGACUGCAUGA